Molecule: messenger RNA, 1104 nt
Organism: Prunus armeniaca (apricot)
Lineage: Eukaryota; Viridiplantae; Streptophyta; Magnoliopsida; Rosales; Rosaceae
Source: the annotation of a GenBank genome assembly
AUGGCUUGCAAUUUCUUUCUUCAUCUUCUGCGUUUGUUCUCCUUCUUCUUUUUCUCCACAUUUAGAGGCUUGACACUGAGAGUUGCAGAGGCUCGGGUGGUUCCAGCCAUGUAUAUUUUUGGAGACUCCUUAGUAGAUGUGGGCAACAACAACUACCUCCAGUUUUCAUUUGCCAAAGCAAAUUUUCCUCACAAUGGGAUCGAUUUUCCUACCAAAACACCAACUGGGAGAUUUUGUAACGGCAAGAAUGCUGCAGAUCUUCUUGCUGAGAAAAUGGGCUUACCAACCAUACCACCAUAUCUCUCCAUCGCAUCUAAGUCCAACAACAUUGCCCUUUUCCUAAAUGGUGUUAACUUUGCCUCUGGAGCUGCCAAAAUCUUCAAGGACACAAAUCAACAAUAUCCUCAGUCAAUAUCUUUUGGAGAACAAGUAGACUACUAUUUGGCAGUGCAGAAAGAGCUUGUGCAAAAGCUAGGAGCGUCAAGAGCACAAACUCAUCUGUCAAAAUCUCUCUUCAUCAUUGUCAUUGGAAGCAAUGACGUCUACACUUACUUUGGCUCCUCCAUUAAUAACAGGACCUCACCCCAGCAGUAUGUCAACUCCAUGGCUGCCACACUAAAACAACAAGUGAAGCGCUUAUAUGAUUAUGGCGGUCGAAAAUUUGUGAUUGUUGGUGUUGCGCUUGUGGGAUGCACCCCAUAUGAAAGGAGUGAGCAAACAGAUAAAGAAUGCAAUGCAGAUGUGAAUCAAAUGGCUGCUAAGUACAAUGGAGUUCUUGUGUCAAUGUUGAAGAAUUUGAAAUCAGAGCUCAAAGGCAUAAACUACUCCUACUUUGAUGGCUACAGCGUCAUGCACAACUUCAUACAGAAAACAGCAGCUUAUGGAUUUGCUGAGGUUAAAGCUGCUUGCUGUGGCCUUGGGAAGCUCAAUGCGGAUGCUCCUUGCCUGCCAUUUGCAACUUAUUGCUCAAACAGAAGCGACCAUCUCUUCUGGGAUAGAACUCAUCCUACUGAGGCAGCUCACCGCAUCUUUGUGGAUCAUAUUCUUUAUGGUCCCUUACAAUACACCUUCCCAAUAAACGUGCAAAAGCUAGUUGCCGUUUAA